Trichoderma virens Gv29-8 is the source of this 1693-nucleotide messenger RNA. RefSeq lists its product as uncharacterized. Gene Ontology annotation, cellular component: cytoplasm; mitochondrion. The transcript has 2 exons. NCBI's taxonomy places the organism in Eukaryota, Fungi, Ascomycota, Sordariomycetes, Hypocreales, Hypocreaceae. Gene Ontology annotation, molecular function: phenylalanine-tRNA ligase activity; tRNA binding; ATP binding. Bases 1 to 1470 code for a protein of 489 amino acids. Gene Ontology annotation, biological process: phenylalanyl-tRNA aminoacylation. The record is from RefSeq and is a predicted model, not a curated record.
AUGUCAUUGGCCGGAAUAGGAAGCUUGCGGUGUCUCCGCGCCCCGUCACUCAGAGCUCGGCAGCUCUCUUUGAGCUCAAGAGCAUUGCGACAGGGAUUCGCCUAUCGUUUUUACUCUGAAGCUACCACGACGGAGCCUCAAGAGUCAACAUCAACAGUGACUAUCCGCGGAGCCACCCAUCCCACACAGAAGCCUUGGUUCAACGUGCCGCGAAACAUUGUCUCCAAAACAUCAAGGCGUCUUCAUCUCCAGAAUGACCACCCAAUCGCCAUCACGCGGCAGAUCAUCCAGGCCAACUUCCCGCAGCCGACGUACAAGUACUACAACGAGUACAGUCCCGUGGUGACGACGAAGCAGAACUUUGACUCGCUGGGCUUCCCGGCGGAUCACCCUGGACGGGCUCUCACAGACACGUACUAUCUCAACGAGAAGCUGCUGCUGAGAACUCACACCAGCGCGCACCAGGCGGAUACUUUUAGGGCGAAUGAGAGUGACGGCUAUCUCAUCUCGGCGGACGUGUAUCGGCGAGACGCCAUUGACCGAAGCCACUACCCAAUCUUCCACCAGAUGGAGGGCGCAAGAUCAUGGGAUCGAAACAAGGUUCCCAACGGCGACAUUGUGGCGGCCGUCAUGGAGGAUAUCGAACGUCUGCCCAAGCACGAUGUCGUGGUGGAGGAUCCAAAUCCACCCAUGCAUCCUGAGCGAAAUCCGCUGCAGGAGGCUCAUCACUCGGCGGCGGAGGCUGAGGCUCUGGGCAAGCAUCUCAAGAGGUCACUUGAAAACAUGGUGGUAGAUAUCUUCACCAGAGCAAAGGCGGCGGCGAUCAAGGACGACCCGGAUUUUGUGGAUGAGCCCCUGAGGAUGCGGUGGGUGGAGGCAUACUUUCCAUUUACUAGCCCGUCGUGGGAGUUGGAGGUGUACUACGCGGGCGACUGGCUCGAGGUGCUGGGCUGUGGUGUGGUCAAGCAGGAGCUCUACAUCAAUGCCAACGUGCCAUCACAGGUGGGCUGGGCCUUUGGCAUUGGCAUUGACCGCAUCGCUAUGCUACUGUUCAAGAUUCCAGACAUCCGGCUCUUUUGGUCCGAGGACGAGAGAUUCCUGUCACAGUUUACGGGCGUAUCAGCCAGUCUAGACACGCUAAAGCGCUUCGUACCCUUCUCCAAGCACCCGCCCAGCCCCAGAGACGUGUCAUUCUGGAUCCGCUCGACGUCGUCUGCGGCCGGUGGGAACGACAAGGCCGUCUUUCACGAAAACGACGUGAUGGAGCUGGUCCGCAGCAUCGGUGGCGAUGAAGUCGAGAGCGUGAGCCUCAUUGACGAGUUUGUCCACCCCAAGACGGGGCGCAAGAGCUUGGCGUAUCGCAUAGUCUACCGACAUCUGGAGCGCACGCUGACGGGCAAGGAGACGAAUGCCCUUCACGAGAGGGUGAGGAAUGCCCUUGUGGAGAGGCUCGGUGUUGAACUACGGUGAGCGGAUGACGACCGAAGACGGCAAUAGCCUUGAAGGAGCAUAUAGAUUCCAUUGAUCAUUGACCAUGGGGCUGGGGCUGAGCGAGGCUUGGCUGGCGCUAUUACGUGUGAAAGAGGGGGGAGAAGAGGCGAGGAGACUCUGCCCCAUGAAGCUCCAAGGGAUGCAGCGUUUAGCAGUGAGGCUGGGGAGUGUUGCUAGAUGAGUGGGAACCCGGCCGGGCUGA